Molecule: messenger RNA, 2009 nt
Organism: Amphibalanus amphitrite
Lineage: Eukaryota; Metazoa; Arthropoda; Thecostraca; Balanomorpha; Balanidae
Product: band 7 protein AAEL010189-like
Exons: 8
Coding region: 459-1355 (298 amino acids)
Cellular component (GO): plasma membrane
Source: RefSeq, a predicted model, not a curated record
GCGUCACGCGUCGGUUUCGUGUUCGGCGCGCCGUGUGUUCGCCUGUGACCAGCUCAUUGAUUGGUCGGACCGCGGCCCGGUGGUGACGGAGCGACCGGUGCGCCGAUCGGCCCGAGGUGCGGUGACGGAGUCGGCGGGACGUGGCCAGAAGUUAGCGCGGCCCACAGCUGUGAUUGAAUGGGAGAUUGUCGGAUUGAAGAGAGGUUAUAACGACCGUCAAGAGAACUUGCUGACGUCUGGAGCAAAGUGCACCACGUGAUGAAAUUACCAGGUGGCGGUUGUCGAUAAGACAAAUAUUUCCUUCGAAUAAGGUGGAUUUUCAAGCAUCAGGAAAACGAUUCGAGCAGACAAGCCAUUGAAGAGGAUCUAACCGAACUGGACCGAAUUGAAACCGAACAAAUUCGAACUGGAUCCAAGAGCGUAAUUGUUGGAUUGCGCUGGAGCCCAAGACCUCGGAAAUGUCGCGUCGGAGCUCUUCAAUCCAGCCUGUUUUGGAGGAGGACCCUGCCAACGGCCACCACCUGCGGCCCUACUCAUCCGUACGCAUCAGGAGCGACUCCAUCCAGGCCAAUAACAGCGGCGACAAUGGCCUGUGCGGUGUGCUACUGACGCUGAUCUCAUGGUUACUGGUCCUGUGCACCCUGCCCUUCUCGCUCUGCGUCUGCUUCCGGGUGGUGCAGGAAUAUGAACGGGCGGUCAUUUUCCGACUGGGACGGCUGCUAUCCGGUGGCGCCAGAGGCCCAGGAAUAUUCUUCAUCUUGCCAUGCAUCGAGAACUACACCAAGAUCGACAUGCGCACGUCCGUGUUCGACGUACCUCCGCAAGAGGUACUGACCAAGGACAGCGUGACCGUUUCGGUGGACGCCGUCGUCUACUACCGGGUCAGCAACGCCACCAUCAGCGUGGCCAACGUGGAGAACGCCCACCACUCGACCCGCCUGCUCGCCCAGACCACGCUGCGCAACAUGCUCGGAACCAAGAACCUUCAUGAGAUCCUCGGAGACCGGGACGGAAUAUCAGCCUCGAUGCAGAACUCUCUUGACAGCGCCACGGACAACUGGGGAAUCAAGGUCGAGCGUGUCGAAGUGAAGGACGUCCGUCUGCCGGUGCAGCUGCAGCGCGCCAUGGCCGCCGAGGCCGAGGCCGCCCGUGAGGCCCGCGCCAAGGUGAUCGCUGCGGAGGGAGAGAGCAAGGCGUCGCGCGCGCUGAAGGAGGCGGCCGAUGUGAUGAAGGAGUCGCCGUCGGCCCUGCAGCUGCGCUACCUGCAGACACUGAACUCGAUAUCGGCUGAGAAGAACUCGACAAUCAUCUUCCCGCUGCCUAUCGACUUUAUGUCGCAGUUCGUCAACAAGUAGCGGCGUCGGGCACCCCAGACCCCGACCCGACCCGCUGACGUCACACAUCGUGACGUCACAGGGCGUCGCAAGUGACGUCACCGCGAUGGCGUAGGAUGCCGCAAUAUGGCAGAGCAGCAGCGUUGUGACCCCGCGCUGCAGACGGUCCGUUUUUGGGAGCGGACCGCGUGUCCGUGCGGCAGCGACAGAUGUCGAUUUGUACCGUCACCAGCCACCUCACGCUCGGCCCAUAAUGGGCCCUCGAGUCCCACGGGGCCCACCAGGUCCCACCGGGACUCAGCAGACCCCACCGGGGUCCCGGGGCCCGCGCACGGUCCCCCGACGGACCCACGUACGGCGGCACACGCACACGCCACAGUGUCUGUGCUAUUCGUGGUGUCACAUGUGUUGUUCGCCGGAUGUGCUAUUCGAGUCAGGCGCUGAGCCUUCGAAACGAGCGGCCACAUCAUGUCCGUUAAUCAGUAGAUGACGUAGAUUUUGUGAUCGACGCGGGCUGCGCUUCAGGAGUUUACCGACAGUAUUGUUUUAUUGAAUGUCUGCUCUGAAAUCUAUGAUAGUUUUUGUAUCUAUUUAUGGGUUGUUGUAUGCGGCAAAUGAGACAUUAUGUAUGUGUUCAAGUGGAGGUAUGUUUAUUGAAGAUGCCGAACGUAUGGU